AUACGUACAUACAUAUUAUAUAUAAAAGAAAAUUUCCGAAAAGACAAAACUCAACAAGUCAGAAUAGGUAUUCAUUCUUUUUCUUCUGCUAUCCAUCAUCCCAUCCGCAAAGCGGCUUAGAAAUGGAGCAGGGGAAACAGGGAGUUAUGGUGGCUAAAUUCAUGCCUAAUCAGAAUCCAAUUGAGCAGUUGCAACUUCGGUUCAAGGAAUUGGAGAAUGGUUUCAAGUCCUGGUUGUCCAAGCAGUCCUUGGCCGUUGAGGCCGUUGUCGUCACUGGCACCUCCGCCGCUCAGGGUGCCGCUAUUGGUGCUUUCAUGGGUACCCUUACCAACGAUGUCUCCUCCUCUCUCCCGACUCCUCCUCCUCAGGCCUCCUUAAACCCUCAGGCUAUGGCCUCUCUCCAGCAAGCCCAGGCUCUAUCUGGGGGUCCCUUGGUACAAGCUCGCAACUUUGCUGUCAUGACGGGGGUCAAUGCUGGCAUAUCCUGUGUCCUGAAAAGAUUGAGAGGCAAAGAGGAUGUUCAGUCCAGCAUGGUAGCAGCUUUUGGUUCCGGAGCUAUGUUUUCAUUGGUGAGUGGCGUGGGUGGACCAAAUCAGGCUGCAAAUGCAAUCACUUCUGGACUUUUUUUUGCACUUGUUCAAGGUGGGCUUUUCCAGUUGGGGCAAAAAUUCUCUCAACCACCAGCUGAAGAUAUAUAUUAUGCCAGAACAAGAACCAUGCUUAAUAAUCUUGGACUCCAGAAUUAUGAGAAGAAUUUCAAGAAAGGAUUGUUGACAGACAGCACUUUGCCAUUGCUGACUGAUAGUGCUCUUAGAGAUGUCAAAAUCCCUCCUGGACCGAGGCUCCUUAUUCUUGAUCAUAUUCAGAGGGACCCGGAGCUGAGAGAGAGGCGAGGAAUACGUGGUUGAACUUGUAAUCACAAAAAUAAGUUAGCUGUCUGAAAGCACUUUCUUUAGUAUGAUAGAGUAGUAAUUCUUGUUAGUACUAUGCAUUUUGCGAGUUAUUCUUCCUUCCAACUGCUAUUGUGAGUGUCACAGAAGUGUCUAAUGACAGUCUUUUUUAUUAAAAAAAAAAAGAAAAAAGAAAAAACGAGUUUUCCUUUCCAAGU
This is a messenger RNA of Hevea brasiliensis (rubber tree), 1108 nucleotides long. Its product is annotated as chloroplastic import inner membrane translocase subunit HP30-2. Gene Ontology annotation, biological process: protein insertion into mitochondrial inner membrane; protein targeting to chloroplast. Gene Ontology annotation, cellular component: TIM22 mitochondrial import inner membrane insertion complex; chloroplast inner membrane. The record is from RefSeq and is a predicted model, not a curated record. Bases 123 to 908 code for a protein of 261 amino acids. The transcript has 6 exons. Gene Ontology annotation, molecular function: protein binding; transmembrane protein transporter activity. Lineage: Eukaryota; Viridiplantae; Streptophyta; Magnoliopsida; Malpighiales; Euphorbiaceae.